Molecule: messenger RNA, 1498 nt
Organism: Panthera uncia (snow leopard)
Lineage: Eukaryota; Metazoa; Chordata; Mammalia; Carnivora; Felidae
Product: adhesion G protein-coupled receptor B3-like
Exons: 2
Coding region: 677-1498 (273 amino acids)
Cellular component (GO): plasma membrane
Molecular function (GO): G protein-coupled receptor activity
Source: RefSeq, a predicted model, not a curated record
CGCUGGGCAUUCAAACAGCUUUCCGACAUCACCAGCCAAGGAUUUUUUUCCCCCCUCUCCUUAGUCGCGGUCCGUCCAUCAGUACCUGCGGGGGGAGGGGGAGGAGGAGGAGGAGGGAGGAAAGCGGAAAGAGGAAAGAGCAUAAGCUUGAGCCUUCCGAUCCGACCACGAAUACUCCUGUAAUAAACCCACCGCCCCAACAAAUCUGCCUUAGCAGCCGCUGCUGCCGCCGGUCACUUCUCGUCUCAGCGCUUUCUUUGCUUCUUGGCUCAUCGGUUUGUUGGGGGUAGAUUUGAUAAAAACAAAUCCUUGCUUUUAAGCCACUUGCAUAUUUUUGUUUCUUUAGAGUCUCUCUACGGGGGGCUCCCCCCUCCCUCGGUUGGAGGUUGGAUUCAGUUGGCUACGGCGUCAGGCUCCGGGGUCCUGGGGGCUUUUUUUCUCCCACCCCUCCCCUCUUUAAUUUUUCUCCCCCAUCUUUUGCUUCUCUUAAGUGUGCAUUUAAAAAAAAUAAAUAAAAUAAAUCCUGAUUUUUGAAGCUGAGCCGGGGAAAAUGGGCAACGGUGAUUGGGACCGAAGGGGAGUCUCUCCGUCACUGUUGCUGGGACGCGUGCCUGUGCUGGUGUCUUAGAGCAAGAGCCUCCCUGAGCUUUCGGAGUGGAAGGCCAAAUGACAUAGGAUGAAGGCUGUUCGUAACCUGCUGAUUUAUAUAUUUUCCACCUAUCUCCUGGUUAUGUUUGGAUUUAAUGCUGCCCAAGACUUCUGGUGUUCAACUUUGGUGAAGGGAGUCAUUUAUGGAUCGUAUUCUGUAAGUGAAAUGUUUCCCAAAAACUUUACAAACUGCACUUGGACGCUGGAAAAUCCAGAUCCAACCAAAUAUAGCAUUUACCUGAAAUUUUCCAAAAAGGACCUUAGCUGCUCUAACUUUUCCCUCUUGGCUUAUCAGUUUGAUCAUUUUUCCCAUGAAAAAAUAAAGGAUCUUUUAAGAAAGAAUCAUUCUAUAAUGCAACUCUGCGAUUCCAAGAAUGCUUUCGUUUUUCUACAAUAUGAUAAAAAUUUUAUUCAGAUACGUCGGGUGUUUCCAACUGAUUUCCCAGGAUUACAGAAAAAAGGGGAAGAAGAUCAGAAAUCUUUUUUUGAGUUUUUGGUAUUGAACAAGGUGAGCCCAAGCCAGUUUGGUUGCCAUGUAUUAUGCACUUGGUUGGAGAGCUGCUUAAAAUCAGAAAAUGGGAGAACAGAAUCAUGUGGGAUCAUGUAUACAAAAUGCACCUGCCCUCAGCAUUUGGGAGAGUGGGGGAUCGACGACCAGUCGCUGGUUUUGUUAAAUAACGUGGUGUUACCCCUGAAUGAGCAGACCGAGGGCUGCCUGACCCAGGAGCUGCAAACCACCCAGGUCUGCAAUCUUACCAGGGAGGCCAAGCGACCGCCCAAAGAAGGUAAGUGCCCAUCAGAGAGGGAGAGAUGGGAGGGAGGGGCGUUUGGAGAUGGCAGUAAGAUGUGA